Messenger RNA from Cucumis sativus (cucumber), 3973 nucleotides. Its product is annotated as pentatricopeptide repeat-containing protein At1g06710, mitochondrial. The transcript is spliced from 4 exons. The record is from RefSeq and is a predicted model, not a curated record. Lineage: Eukaryota; Viridiplantae; Streptophyta; Magnoliopsida; Cucurbitales; Cucurbitaceae. Gene Ontology annotation, molecular function: protein binding. The coding region runs from base 126 to 3128 and encodes 1000 amino acids.
CAAAUCCCGUUGAUUCCAAACAAUGGCCAAACACCGCUCAAGGUUUUUACAUGAGGGUUCUCUUUGACCAAAUAAACCCUUCAUAAACCCAGUCCUAAAUUCCCAUUUCCAAGUUGUUGCGAGUAAUGAGCAGAAGGGGGCUGAAAUCUCUCCAUUUUCUCUCAUUCUCCUUCAUUUCUUCUCCAAUUCGAUCCAACUCCUUCUUCUCUUCAAACCCAUUUCCCAUUUACUCUCAUUCCUCCCCCUUUGCCCACUUUUCCACUUCUUCUCCGGACGAUCUCCCAGGUUUGGUUGAUCCCGAUCAGUCGCUUUCGUCUGACACUUCCCGUGUCCAGUGCUUUUCGCCCCAAGAAGUCUCGCUUCUGCGUGAUUCCUUGUUGGAUUCUCAUGCUGACUCUUGUUCUUCACACCGGACGCUUCAGACUGUUAAGAUUUCAAACGAGGCCUUUUUGAUACUAGAUGCAGUUCGCAAUUGUGAUGAUGGGUUCGGGGAAAAAACCCAUAUUGUACUUAGGCAGUUCAGGCAGAAGUUGAAUCCUGAUUUAGUGGUUGAGAUUUUGAGUUUUUUGAAAAGUCCUGAACUGUGUGUCAAGUUCUUUUUGUGGGCUGGUCGACAAAUUGGUUAUGAUCAUACUCCGGCUGUGUACAUCGCGUUGUUAGAUGUUUUUGAGCGUGGUAGUUAUGAUCGAGUACCGGAGGAGUUUCUUAGGGAAAUUAGGGGUGAUGAUAAAGAGGUGCUUGGAAAGUUGCUUAAUGUGUUGAUUAGAAAGUGUUGCCGAAAUGGGUUGUGGAAUGUAGCAUUGGAAGAGCUCGGGAGGCUUAAGGACUUUGGGUACAAGCCUACCCGAAUGACUUAUAAUGCUUUAGUUCAAGUCUUUCUCAGGGCGGAUAAGUUGGACACUGCUCAAUUGGUUCAUAGAGAGAUGUCAGAAUUAGGAUUGAGUAUGGAUGAGUUUACUCUUGGUUUUUUUGCUCAAGCUCUCUGCAAAGUGGGCAAAUGGAGAGAGGCUCUCUCAUUAAUUGAAAAAGAAGAUUUUGUCCCUAAUACGAUUCUUUAUAAUAAGAUGAUAUCUGGACUGUGUGAAGCUUCGUUUUUUGAAGAAGCAAUGGAUUUUUUGAACAGGAUGCGGUCUACUUCUUGCAUCCCUAAUGUUCAGACUUAUAGGAUACUGCUUUGUGGUUGUUUAAAUAAAAAACAGUUGGGUCGAUGUAAAAGAAUUCUAAGCAUGAUGAUUGCAGAAGGCUGUUAUCCUAGUUAUACGAUAUUUAAUUCUCUUGUUCAUGCUUAUUGCAAAUCAGAUGAUUUUUCAUAUGCUUAUAAGUUGCUUAAGAAAAUGGAAAAAUGUGAAUGCAAGCCUGGCUAUGUGGUUUACAACAUCUUAAUUGGCAGUAUUUGUAGUGGUGGAGAAUUACCUGGGCCAGUUACAUUUGAGUUGGCUGAGAAAGCUUACAAUGAGAUGCUUUCUGCUGGAACCGUCUUAAAUAAGGUCAACGUUGUAAGCUUUGCUCGAUGCCUUUGUGGCUUUGGGAAAUUUGAGAAAGCUUAUAAAGUAAUCCAUGAAAUGAUGGGUAAUGGUUUCGUCCCUGAUACUUCUACAUAUUCUGAAGUGAUAGGUUUUCUAUGUAAUGCAUCCAGGGUAGAAAAUGCCUUUUUUCUUUUUAAAGAAAUGAAAGGGACUGGUGUGGUUCCUGAUGUUUAUACAUACACAAUUUUAAUUGAUUGUUUUUCUAAAGCUGGCAUCAUUAAACAAGCUCACAAUUGGCUAGAUGAAAUGGUAAGAGAUGGCUGUGAACCUACUGUGGUGACUUAUACAACCCUUAUCCAUGCAUAUCUUAAGGCUAAGAAAGUUUCUGUUGCUAAUGAACUUUUUGAGUUAAUGAUAGCCAAGGGUUGUUUUCCUAAUGUCAUUACAUAUACAGCUUUAAUUGAUGGCUAUUGUAAAUCAGGGAAUAUAGAAAAAGCUUGCCAGAUUUAUGCAAGAAUGAGAGGUGAUGCAGACAUUCCUGAUGUAGAUAUGUAUUUUAAAAUAAAAAAUAAUGUGGCUGAAAAGCCAAAUGUUGUUACGUAUGGAGCUUUGGUGGAUGGUUUAUGCAAGGCCCAUAAAGUCAAAGAUGCCCGUGACUUGUUGGAGACCAUGUUUGUGGAUGGCUGUGAACCAAACACCAUUGUAUAUGAUGCACUAAUUGAUGGAUUUUGUAAGGCUGCAAAGUUGGAUGAAGCACAAGAGGUGUUUCAUAAGAUGGUAGAGCAUGGGUAUAAUCCCAAUGUCUAUACUUAUAGCUCUCUUAUUGAUAGACUAUUCAAGGAUAAACGUUUAGAUCUUGUUUUGAAGGUGUUAUCCAAAAUGUUAGAGAAUUCUUGUGCUCCAAACAUUGUUAUCUACACAGAGAUGAUUGAUGGCCUUUCUAAAGUAGCAAAGACAGAUGAAGCUUAUAAGCUUAUGUUGAUGAUGGAAGAGAAGGGAUGUAAACCAAAUGUUGUGACCUACACUGCAAUGAUUGAUGGCUUUGGGAAAGCUGGUAAAGUUGACAAAUGCCUUGAGCUUUUCAGGGAAAUGGGCUCAAAAGGCUGUGCUCCAAAUUUUGUCACCUACACAGUGUUGAUCAACCAUUGUUGUGCUACUGGCCAUUUAGAUGAGGCCUAUGCACUGUUGGAAGAAAUGAAACAGACAUACUGGCCAAAACAUGUAUCGAGCUACUGUAAAGUUAUUGAAGGCUAUAAACGGGAGUUCAUUCUCUCACUUGGGCUCUUAGAGGAAGUUGAGAAGAAUGGUUCUGCACCAAUUAUUCUUCUAUACAAGGUUUUGAUUGAUAACUUUGUUAAGGCAGGAAGACUGGAAGUGGCACUGGAGCUCCACAAAGAGGUUAUAUCAGCUUCCAUGUCUAUGGCUGCAAAGAAAAAUCUGUAUACAAGUUUGAUUUACAGCUUUUCUUAUGCAAGUAAGAUUGGUCACGCGUUUGAGUUAUUUUAUGAUAUGAUAAGAGAUGGUGUUAUACCAGAUCUUGGUACGUUUGUCCACCUUCUUAUGGGGCUUAUCAGAGUUAGAAGGUGGGAAGAAGCACUUCAGCUGUCGGAUAGCCUAUGUCAAAUGGAUAUCAAUUGGUUGCGACGAGAAGACAAGCCUUGAAGAGAUUUCUGGACCAAUUGUUUUUGUUGUUACGCCCAUGGUUUAUGCGAAUGCCUCCAAGAGUGUGAUCAGUAAUUCAACCGUGGUAACCAUUUUGGAGGGUUUGAUCAUGCACUCAAGAAAACCUUUGAAGAUGUGCUACACAUUUCAUGCACCCAUGAGCAACUAUUGCAGCCAAGGAUAAUUUGAUUCCUUUGGUAUUUUACCUGUCAAUCAGAAGAUAAUUUGGACAAAAAUUAUUACCUUUGCAUCAUCCGGUGUCUUGACUUGGGAGAAGGAAAUGUUCAAAGGAAUCUGCAGGUCAACUGCCAACAGAAUGAGUUGUGUGCAUUGGAGCUGUUGAACUGAUUUUCUGCAGUUGGUCCCUUCACAGCCCCAUGGUGGAAAGGUUGAGAUUCAAAAGGGCAUCUCCAUGUUUUUCUGGCAACUCUGCCAGAUACAAAAUAGAAAGAACAGAAGAUUUGGUGGUUUUAUUUUUUCGUUGAAUCAUGCAACGUCUCAGUGGGUGGACAUAGGAAGAUGAGAUGUAUGUUCCUUUUUUUCUCACUUCUUUUUGUCAUUGAUUAUUUCUAGGAGUUUUUAUAUGUAUAUGGAAAACCAAGAUUUACUAGGGCAAAGAAUACAAAUCGUCUUACGAAAUGAGCCUGUACAAGAAAAUUGAGACUCACAAGCCUUGUUAGUUCUCAGCCACGUGAACUUUAAUUCUGAGCUAUUGAACUUGUUUCUUGAUUCAUUAGUAUUGACCAAAACCCAUAUCUUAAUUCGAAAAUUCAACGUCUCACCCUGAAGUUGUACCAAAAAAUACUAUGGUUCUACUAAAAAAAACUUGUUUUUCAGACGUUUUA